AUGGAUACCCUCCUUACCGCUAAAAUUGCGGUGAACGCCCCUCGUUACCGCCGCAAAAGCUCAACCUUCAUCGACGGCAUCCAUGACGUCCACGACGAUGAAGGUAACUUGGCGCCGGCGCAGUUGUACAGCACCAUGUCUGGCAGGUUGUUCCACUCUGGAAGAAUCGCCAUCAUCAUGGUCGGCCUCCCUGCCCGCGGAAAGACGCUUGGGGUGAAAACUCGGAUAUUCCACCUUGGAGAUUAUCGCCGGGCGACGGUUGAGGGAGGCCAUGUUCCGCAGGAUUAUUUCUAUCCCAACGCAUCUCCGGCUUCGGUCAUGCUCCGUCAGAAAAUCCUCAAGAAGUGCAGGGAUGACAUCUAUGCUUGGUUGAACCACGAGAACGGACAGGUCGCCAUUUAUGACGCCGUGAACCCGACUGCCAGCGGCCGCAGGGUCCUAGCCGAAGAAUUUGCGAAGAACGACGUUCAGACGCUCUUCAUCGAGUCCUUUGUCGACGACCAAGAGAUCCUGAAGGAGAAUGCCCGCAAUGUCAAAAUCUCAUCUCCCGAUUUCCACGGAAUGGACCCCGAUGAGGCGGCCAAGCACUACCUCAAACGUAUUGAGACCAAGAUCCCGGUGUUCGAAACCAUGGAUGAGGACGAAUUGAAUUACGUCAAGAUGAUCAACGCUGGCCAGGCGUUUUACUACAACAACGUCAGCUUCAACUACCUGUCUCACAGAAUCGUCUUCUAUUUGACCAAUCUGCACAUAAAGUGCCGCACGACCUUUUUCGUCCGCGCCGGCCCCGCGACAGACGAAGAUUCGUAUAAGGCCGAUGCUCCGCUGUCCGAGGAAGGCAAGAUCUAUGCGGAGAAGAUGACGGAGACUCUCCUCCGGCACCGGGAGCAGGAACGCCAGGCAUCCAUUGACCAGGACGGCCCUGAUCUGCCGCUACGACCCCUGACCGUGUGGACAUCCACCCGGCUGCGCACCGUUCAGACAGGUGAGCCGCUGAAAGAGAGGGGAUACAAGGUCAGGCAACGGUCUCAGAUGAGCCAGAUCAACCCUGGUGUCUGCGAGAAGUUGUCAGAGCGUGCGAUCCGCGCCGCGUAUCCGGAGGAAGUGGUAAAGCACGAGCUGGACCCCUAUCACCACCGGUACCCGCGUGCUGAGUCAUACCACGAUCUGGCCGUCAGACUUGAACCUAUCAUCCUAGAGCUAGAGCGCGAGCAGAAUGACUUGCUCAUCAUCGCCCACGAGAGCGUCCUGCGCGUGCUGUACUCGUACUUGAUGCACUGCAGCACCAGGGACAUUCCCAAGCUGAAGUUCCCACGGGAUGAGAUUAUUGAGAUUAUCCCGGCGGCAUAUCAGAAUGAGGCGAAGCGCAUUCACAUCCCUGGCCUCGACCCGAGAACCAUUCCGGGUUCGCCGGAGGAUAUUCGGAUUCCUGUGCCUGCCGACCUCAGCGCGCAACUGCCGCCCAUCCCGGGUAUGGAUGAACCGGAGCCGACCGAGCCCGCUGGCUCGCGGCCUCCCGAGAAGAUUGUCAACCAUGCGAAAGAUGUGUUGUCUGACAAGAUGGGCGAUGAAGAUGUGAAGAAGGGGGGAGGUGGUGAGAUGGGGGUGCCUCUAGGGAGAGCGAAGGCCACGUAA
Chaetomium globosum CBS 148.51 is the source of this 1635-nucleotide messenger RNA. Its product is annotated as 6-phosphofructo-2-kinase, putative. Gene Ontology annotation, molecular function: fructose-2,6-bisphosphate 2-phosphatase activity; ATP binding; 6-phosphofructo-2-kinase activity. Gene Ontology annotation, cellular component: cytosol. The transcript is spliced from 6 exons. Bases 1 to 1635 code for a protein of 544 amino acids. The record is from RefSeq and is a predicted model, not a curated record. Gene Ontology annotation, biological process: fructose metabolic process; fructose 2,6-bisphosphate metabolic process. Lineage: Eukaryota; Fungi; Ascomycota; Sordariomycetes; Sordariales; Chaetomiaceae.